Molecule: messenger RNA, 10069 nt
Organism: Myotis lucifugus (little brown bat)
Lineage: Eukaryota; Metazoa; Chordata; Mammalia; Chiroptera; Vespertilionidae
Gene: COL6A3
Product: collagen type VI alpha 3 chain
Exons: 41
Coding region: 255-9434 (3059 amino acids)
Molecular function (GO): protein binding; serine-type endopeptidase inhibitor activity
Source: RefSeq, a predicted model, not a curated record
GGAGCUGGAGGAAGCCCUGACUGUACCCCUGGACCCGGGCCAGUUGCAGCUCGAUCUUCCACCAAAGGCGCUCAGUCCUCUGUGCUCCAGCCUCCUGCAGGGACCGCGGGGAGUGCUCCUCCUGCAGAAAGGACGGGAGCCUCCGGGAGUGGGCAGAACAUGCGCCAGGCCCAACAGAGCUGAGCACAGAAGCCCAGGGACAUCACCUCUCCAGGGUUCUCAGGGUUCACACGUGGUGCUUAGACAAACUCAAAAUGAGGAAACACCGACAUUUGCCCUUGGUGGCCAUCUUUUGCCUUUUUCUCUCAGGCUUCUCAUUAACUCGUGCGCAGCAACAAGCAGAUGUCAGAAAUGGUGCCGCUGCCGAUAUAAUAUUUCUAGUGGAUUCCUCUUGGAGCAUUGGAAAGGAACAUUUCCAACUUGUUCGAGAGUUUCUAUAUGAUGUUAUAAAAUCUUUAGCUGUGGGAGAAAAUGAUUUCCGUUUUGCUCUGGUCAAGUUCAACGGCAACCCACAUACCGAGUUCCUGUUAAAUACGUAUCAUUCCACACAAGAGGUUCUCUCUCAUAUUUCCAACCUGUCUUAUAUUGAGGGAAGCAAUCAGACCGGAACAGGAUUAGAAUACGUAACACAGAACCACCUCACUGAGGCUGCUGGAAGCCGGGCCAGGGAUGGAGUCCCUCAGGUUAUCGUAGUGUUAACCGUUGGACACUCGGACCACCGCCUCGCUCUGCCCCCAGCGGAACUUAAGUCUGCUGACGUUAACGUGUUUGCAAUUGGAGUUGAGGAUGCAGAUGAAGGAGCCUUAAAAGAAAUAGCAAGCAAACCGUUCAAUAUGCAUGUUUUCAACCUAGAGAAUUUCACCUCCCUUCAUGACAUAGUAGGAAACUUAGUGUCCUGUGUGCGUUCAUCCGUGGCUCUAGAAAGGGCUGGAGGCACAGAGACCCUUAAAGACAUCACAGCACAAGACUCUGCUGACAUUAUUUUCCUUAUUGAUGGAUCAAACAACACCGGAAGUGUCAAUUUCACAGUCAUUCGCGACUUCCUUGUCAAUCUCCUUGAGAGACUGUCAGUCGGAGCUCAGCAGAUCCGAGUGGGGGUGGUCCAGUAUAGCGAUGAGCCCAGAACCAUGUUCUCCUUGGACACCUACCCCACCAAGGCUCAGGUUCUGGAUGCGGUCAAAGCCCUUGGGUUCAUUGGUGGGGAGUUGGCCAAUAUCGGCUUUGCCCUUGAUUUCGUGGUGGAGAAUCACUUCACCCGGGCAGGGGGCAGCCGCGUGGACGAAGGGGUUCCCCAGGUGCUGGUGCUCAUAAGUGCCGGGCCUUCUAGUGACGAGAUCCACGACGGGGUGGUGGCGCUGAAGCAGGCUAGCGUGUUCUCUUUCGCCCUCGGAGCCCAGGCCGCCCCCAGGGCAGAGCUUCAGUACAUAGCUACCAAUGACAACUUGGUGUUUACUGUCCCGGAAUUCCGUAGCUUUGGGGACCUCCAGGAGCAAUUACUGUCGUACAUUGUUGGCGUGGCCCAAAGGCUCAUUGUCUUGCAACCGCCAACCAUUGUCACACAAGUCAUUGAAGUCAACAAGCGGGACAUACUUUUCCUGGUGGAUGGCUCAUCAGCACUGGACCUGUCCAACUUCAAUGCCAUCCGUGAUUUCAUUAUCAAGGUCAUCCAGAGGCUGGAAAUUGGACAGGAUCUCAUCCAGGUGGCAGUGGCUCAGUACGCAAACUCUGUGAGGCCAGAGUUUUAUUUCAGUAGCUACCCCAGCAAGAAGGAGGUCAUUACCGCCGUGCGGAGAAUGAAGCCCAUGGGAGGCUCGGCCCUGAACACGGGCGCCGCUCUGGACUUCGUUCGGAACAACCUGUUCACUAGUGCGGCAGGUCACCGGGUCACCGAGGGGGUCCCCAAGCUCCUGGUGCUGAUUACAGGCGGUAAGUCCCUAGACGAAGUCAGCCAGCCGGCCCAGGAGCUGAAGAGGAGCAGCAUCCUGUGCUUUGCGGUUGGGAGCAAGGCUGCCGACCAGGCGGAGUUGGCGGACAUGGCCUUUGAUUCGUCGCUGGUGUUCACCCCGGCUGAGUUCCAAGCUGCCCCUUUGCAGGGCAUGCUGCCCAGCUUGCUGGCGCCUCUCAGGACCCUCUCCGGAACCACGGAAGUUCACGUAAACCCAAGGGAUAUCAUCUUUCUUUUGGAUGGAUCGCUCAACGUUGGAAAGACCAACUUCCCCUAUGUGCGGGACUUUGUAAUGAACGUAGUUAACAGCCUUGAUGUUGGAAGCGACAGUAUUCGUGUGGGUUUAGUGCAAUUUAGUGACACUCCGGUCACGGAGUUCUCCCUAAACACGUACCAGACAAAGUCAGAUUUGCUUGCUCACCUGAGACAGCUGCAGCUCCAGGGGGGGUCAGGCCUGAACACGGGCUCGGCCCUGCGCUAUGUCCAUGCCAACCACUUCAUCGAAGCUGGCGGCAGCAGGAUCCGCGAACACGUCCCACAGCUCCUGCUCCUGCUCACGGCAGGGCGGUCUGAGGACUCCUAUUUGCAAGCCGCCAAUGCACUAGCCCGAGAGGGCGUUCUGACCUUUUGUGUGGGAGCUCAUCAGGCGGAUAAGGCCGAGCUUGAGCAGAUUGCUUUUAACCCGAGCCUGGUGUAUCUCAUGGAUGAUUUCCGCUCCCUGUCAGCUUUGCCGCAGCAGCUGAUUCAGCCCCUAACCACAUAUGUUAGUGGAGGUGUGGAGGAGGUGCAACUCACCCAGCCAGAAAGCAAGCGAGACAUUCUAUUCCUCUUUGAUGGCUCAGCCAAUCUUGUGGGACAGUUCCAUGUCGUCCGUGACUUUCUCUACAAGGUGAUCGAUGAGCUUGAUGUGAAGCCAGAUGGGACCCGAAUUGCAGUGGCUCAGUACAGCGACAAUGUCAGGGUCGAGUCUCAUUUUAAUCAGCACCAGAACAAGCCUGAAAUCCUGAAUCUCGUGAAGAGAAUGAAAAUCAAGACUGGAAAAACCCUCAACGUGGGCUAUGCCCUGGACUAUGCAGUCAGAUCCAUUUAUGUGAAGUCUGCCGGGAGCCGGAUAGAGGAUGGAGUGCCCCAGUUCCUGGUGCUGCUGGUGGCAGGACGCUCGUUUGAUAGUGUGGAAGGGCCGGCACGCCUGCUGAAGGAGAGGGGGGUGGUGCCUUUUGUGUUACAGGCCAAGAAUGCAGACCCUGCCCAGUUAGAGCAGGUAGUACUAUCCCCCGCCUUUAUCUUGGCUGCAGAGUCACUUCCCAAGGUUGGAGAACUUCAACCACAGAUUGUGAAUCUCCUGAAAACAGUGCCUUCACCAGUUUCAGCUGAAAAGGAUGUGGUGUUUCUGCUCGACGGCUCUGACGGUGUCAGGAGCGGCUUCUCUCUGUUGAAGGAUUUUGUCCAGAGAGUGGUGGAGAGCCUGGAUGUGGGCCCAGACCGAGUCCGUGUGGCCGUGGUGCAGUACAGUGACCGGACCAGGCCCGAGUUCUACCUGAAUUCAUACAUGGAUCAGCAGAGUGUGGUCAAUGCCAUUCGAAGCCUGGCACUGCUGGGAGGGCCGACCCCCAACACCGGGGCCGCCCUGGACUUUGUCCUGAGGAAUAUCCUGAUUAGCUCUGCCGGAAGCAGGAUAGCAGAAGGCGUCCCCCAGCUCCUGAUCGUCCUCACAGCAGACAGGUCCGGGGAUGACGUGAGAGGCCCCUCGGUGGUCCUGAAGAGGGGCGGGGCUGUGCCCAUCGGCAUCGGCAUCGGGAACGCCGACAUCACGGAGAUGCAGACCAUCUCCUACAUCCCAGGCUUCGCCGUGGCCGUUCCCACCUUCGGGCAGCUGGAGAGCGUCCAGCAGGACAUCUCCCGGAGGGUGACCCAGCUCACCAGGGAAGAGCUGAGGACGCUGCAGCCAGAGGUGAUUAUUCCAUCGAGGCCAGGUGCAGGCAGCAAGAAGGAUGUGGUCUUUCUCAUCGAUGGGUCCCUACGUGCUGGCCCUGAGUUUCAGUACAUCCGCACCCUCAUUGAGAGGUUGGUGGACUCGCUGGACGUGGGCUUUGACACGACCCGGGUGGCAGUCAUCCAGUUCAGUGAGGACACCAAUGUGGAGUUCUUGCUCAAUGAAUACUCCAGCAAGGAGGAGGUGCAGAAUGCGGUGAGGCGGCUGCGGCCCAAGGGCGGGCGGCAGAUCAACGUUGGGAAUGCCCUGGAGUAUGUGUCAAAAAAUAUCUUCAAGAGGCCACUGGGGAGCCGGAUUGAAGAGGGCGUUCCUCAGUUCCUGGUCCUCAUUUCGUCUGGAAAAUCCGGGGAUGAGGUGGACGACGCGGCAGCAGAACUCAAGAGGAAUGGCGUGGCACCAUUUACCAUCUCCAAGAGUGCAGACCAGGAGGAGCUGGUUAAGAUUUCCCUGAGCCCUGAGUACGUGUUCUCAGUGAGCACCUUCCGGGAGCUGCCCAGCCUGGAGCAGAGGCUGCUGACGCCCAUCACGACCCUGACCUCAGAGCAGAUUCAGCAGAUGCUGGCCCGCACUCCCUACCCUCCUCCUGCUGCCGAGAGCGAUGCUUCCGACAUUGUCUUCCUCAUUGACAGCUCCGACGGGGUGACGUCUGAAGGCAUUGCACACAUCCGAGACUUUAUCAUCAGGAUUGUCCGAAGGCUCAACGUUGGCCCCAAUAAAGUGAGAAUUGGGGUUGUGCAGUUCAGCAAUGAUGUCUUCCCGGAAUUCCAACUGAAGACCCAUAAGUCCCAGGCCACUGUGCUCGAUGCCAUCCGCCGCCUGAGGUUCAAAGGCGGGUCUCCACUGAACACUGGCAGAGCUCUGGAAUAUGUGGCAAAAAAUCUCUUUAUCAAGUCUGCUGGGAGCCGGAGAGAAGACGGGGUGCCCCAAUACCUGGUUCUGUUUCUGGGUGGAAAAUCCCAGGAUGCCAUUUCCAGGCCUUCAAUUAUGAUACACGAGGCAGGGAUUGUGACUGUAGGGGUCGGAGACCGAAAAAUUGACAGCUUGGAGCUGGAGGCUAUCACCGGCUACCCCAGACUGGUCUUCACAGUGCGAGAGUUCAGAGAUCUCCCCAGUGUAGAAGAGAGGAUCAUGUACUCAUUAGGACCCGCGGGGAUCACACCUGCACCACCGGGAGUGGACAUACCCUCCCCCCCUCGGACAGAUAAAAAGAAAGCAGACAUUGUGUUCCUAUUGGACGGCUCCAUCAACUUCCAGAGGAGCAGCUUCCAGGAGGUGCUCCACUUCGUGUCUGAGAUCGUGGACACGGUUUAUGGACAGGGCGACUCCAUCCAGGUGGGGCUGGUCCAGUACAACUCUGACCCCACCGACGAGUUCUUCCUGAAGGACUUCUCCACCAAGCAGCAGAUUAUCGAUGCCAUCAACAAGGUGGUCUACAAAGGGGGGAGGCACGCGAACACCAAGGUGGCCAUCGAGCACCUGCGGCUGAAUCACUUCGUGCCGGAGGCAGGCAGCCGCCUGGAUCAGCGGGUCCCUCAGAUCGCGUUUGUGAUCACCGGCGGGAAGUCCAUGGAGGACGCUCAGGAGGCGAGCCUGGCACUCACCCAGAGAGGUGUCAAAGUGUUUGCGGUGGGCCUGGGAAACAUCGACUCAGUGGAGGUCGGGAAGAUUGCGUCCAACAGCGCCACGGCCUUCCGUGUGGGGAACAUCCAGGAGCUGUCGGAGUUGAAGGAGCAGGUGUUGGAAACUCUGGACGAUGCCAUGAAUGAGAUCUUGUGUCCGGGGGUGACGGAUGUUUCCAAAGCCUGUAAUCUGGAUGUGAUUCUGGGGUUUGAUGGUUCAAGAGAUCAGAAUGUCUUUGUGACUCAGAAAGGCCUUGAGUCUAAGGUGGACAUCAUCCUGAAUAGAAUCAGCCAGAUGCAAAGACUCAGCUGCAGCGGCGGCCAGAUGCCCACCGUGCGGGUGUCUGUGGUGGCCAACACGCCCUCGGGCCCUGUGGAGGCCUUCGACUUUGCCGAGUACCAGCCGGAGCUGUUUGAGAAGUUCCGGAACAUGCGCAGCCAGCACCCCUACGUCCUCACUGCGGACACGCUGAAGGCCUACCAGAGCAAGUUCAGGCAGUCCUCGCCCGACAGUGUGAAGGUGGUCAUUCAUUUUACUGAUGGGGUGGACGGAGAUCUGGCUGAUUUACAAAAGGCAUCGGAGGAACUUCGACAAGAAGGUGUCCGAGCCCUGAUGUUGGUGGGCCUGGAGCGCGUGGCCAACCUGGAGCAGCUGAUGCAGCUGGAGUUCGGGCGAGGGUUCACGUACAACAGGCCCCUGAGGCUCAACUUGCUGGACCUGGACUACGAGCUUGCGGAGCAGCUGGACAACAUCGCUGAGAAAGCUUGCUGUGGGGUGCCCUGCAAAUGCUCUGGACAAAGGGGAGACCGAGGACCCAUCGGCAGCAUCGGGCCAAAGGGUAUUUCUGGAGAAGAUGGCUACCGAGGUUAUCCUGGUGACGAGGGUGGACCCGGUGAACGUGGUCCUCCUGGUGUGAAUGGCACUCAAGGUUUUCAGGGCUGCCCCGGCCAGAGAGGAAUAAAGGGCUCUCGAGGAUUCCCAGGAGAGAAGGGUGAAUUGGGGGAAAUCGGCCUGGAUGGUCUUGACGGGGAAGAUGGAGACAAAGGCGUGCCUGGUUCUUCCGGAGAGAAAGGGAAUCCCGGGAGAAGGGGUGACAAAGGACCUAAAGGGGACAGAGGAGAACGAGGAGACGCUGGAAUUCGAGGGGACCCGGGUGACUCAGGACGGGACAGCCAGCAGAGAGGACCCAAAGGAGAAACCGGAGACAUUGGGCCCAUGGGCCUCCCUGGGAGAGACGGUGUGCCUGGAAGGCCUGGCGAUCCCGGCAAGGACGGCGGCUAUGGCCGAAGGGGACCGGCAGGAGCUAAGGGCAACAGGGGUGGUCCAGGCCAGCCGGGCUCUGCAGGAGAGCAGGGGACCAGAGGUGCACAGGGUCCAGCUGGUCCCACCGGCCCUCCAGGCCUGAUGGGAGAACAAGGCAUUCCUGGCCCUCGGGGGAGCGGAGGGACCGCAGGCCCUCCGGGAGAACGUGGCAGAACCGGGCCCCUGGGAAGAAAGGGCGAGCCCGGAGAUCCAGGACCAAAGGGAGGAAUCGGGAACCGGGGGCCCCGUGGGGAGACGGGAGAUGAUGGCCGAGAUGGGAUUGGCAGUGAAGGACGCAAAGGCAAAAAGGGAGAAAGAGGAUUUCCUGGAUACCCAGGUCCAAAGGGUACCCCCGGUGACCCAGGAACAGGGGGAUCACCAGGACCCAAAGGCAUCAGAGGUCGAAGGGGAAAUUCAGGGCCUCCAGGGACAGUGGGACAGAAGGGAGACCCUGGCUACCCGGGACCAUCUGUAAGUACCUGCCGGUUCCCAUUAAGCUGCCCGUGGGGUGGAUGCCUUCAUAAGCCACGAGGGCAUCCCACAGCUCAGGAGGCUGUGCUGAAGCUGUCGGAUGCUGGGAUCACGCCUUGUUCCUCACAGCAGGAGGACCGGCAGCUGGUCAACGCCUACAGGUCUAUCAAUAACACAGCUGUGGGGCACGCACUGGUCCUGCCCGCCAGGAGGGACCUCACGGACUUCCUGAAGAAUGUCUUGACUUGUCACGUUUGCCUGGACAUCUGCAACAUCGACCCAUCCUGUGGAUUCGGCAGCUGGAGGCCUUCUUUUAGGGACCGGCGAGCAGCAGGCAGCGAUGUGGACAUCGACAUGGCUUUCAUCUUAGAUAGCUCUGAGUCCACCACCCUGUUCCAAUUCAAUGAGAUGAAGAAAUACAUAGGGUACCUGGUCAGACAGCUGGACCUGAGCCCUGACCCCAAGGCUUCCCAACACUUUGCCCGAGUGGCCGUGGUGCAGCAUGCACCCUAUGAGUCCAUGGGCAAUGCCAGUGUGCCACCUGUAAAGGUAGAAUUCUCCCUGACUGACUAUGGCUCCAAGGAGAAGCUAAUGGAUGCCUUGGGCAACAGGAUGGCACAGCUGCAGGGGACCAGGGCCUUAGGCCGUGCCGUUGACUACACCAUAGAUCAUGUCUUUGAAAGUGCACCCAACCCACGAGACCUGAAAAUUGUGGUUCUGAUGCUGACAGGGGAGGUACAGAAGCAACAGCUGGAGGAGGCCCAGAGAGCCAUCCUGCAGGCCAAAUGCAAGGGCUACUUCUUUGUGAUUCUGGGCAUUGGCAGGAAGGUCAACGUCAAGGAGGUAUACAGCUUCGCCAGCGAGCCAAGUGAUGUCUUCUUCAAGCUUGUGGAUAAGUCCACUGAGCUCAACGAGGAGCCUCUCAUGCGCUUUGGGAGGCUGUUGCCGUCCUUUGUCAGCAGUGAAAAUGCUUUUUACUUGUCCCCUGAUAUCAGGAAACAGUGCAGUUGGUUUCAAGGGGACCAACCGGCAAAGACUCCUGUGAAAUUUGGUCACAAACAAGUAAACACACCAAAUAAUGUUACUUCAAGUCCUACAUCCAAACCAGUGGCCGUGGUCAACCUGCCGGCCUCAAAGCCGGCUGCCUCAAGACCUGCAGCUGCAAGACCUGUGCCUGCCAAGCCUGAGGCCUCAAAGGUGGCCACAGUCAGACCUGCAGUGGCCGCAAAGCCCGUGGCAGCAGCAAAACCAGUGGCAGGAGCAAAACCGGUAGCAGGAGCAAAACCGGUGGCAGCAACAGCAAAGCCAGUGGCAGCAGCAAAGCCGGUGGCAGCAACAGUAAAGCCAGUGGCAGCAGCAAAGCCGGUGGCAGCAGCAAAACCGGUGGCAGAAACAGCAAAGCCGGUGGCAGCAGCAAAGCCAGCAGCUGCAAGACCCCCUGCUGUUACCAAACCAGUGGCAGCAAAGCCUGAGGCCCCCAAGCCCCAGGCAGCCAGGCCGGCCACUACCAAGCCAGCCACUGCGAAGCCCGCGGUCAAGGCUGCCCGAGAGGUCCAGGUGCUGGAGAUCACCGAGAACAGCGCCAAACUCCACUGGGAGAGGCCGGAGCCCCCCAGCCCUUACUUUUACGACCUCACCGUUACCUCGGCCCAUGACCAGUCCCUAGUUCUGAAGCAGAACCUCACGGUCACGGACCGCGCCAUCGGGGGCCUGCAAGCUGGGCACACGUACCAUGUGGUGGUGGUCUGCUACCUGAGGUCUCAGGUUAAGGCCAUCUACCGUGGAAGUUUCAGUACAAGGGAAACUCAGCCUCCACCUCCACAACCAGCAAGGCCGGCCUCUAGUUCAACCUUCAAUCUCAUGGUGAGCACAGAACCGCUGGCUGAGAAUGAAAUAGAUAUCUGUAAGCUGCCCAAAGAAGAAGGAACCUGCAGAAAUUUUGUGUUGAAAUGGUACCACAACGCGCAGACCAAGACCUGUGGGAGGUUCUGGUACAGAGGGUGCGGCGGAAACGAGAACAGAUUCGAUUCACAGGAAGAAUGCGAGAAGGUUUGCUCUCCUGGGCUUGUCAACCCCAAAGUCAUGGCUGUGAUCGGGACCUAAGCAUGGCCGACCAGGGACACGUACCUCUUGAAGAAGAAGGAGUCAGCCAUGUCCAAGCCGUCUUCAUAGAAGCUCCGGGUAUUGAUUCCCUGGCACCGUACCAUUUCAUGCUUUGAUUUACACUCGAACUUGGGGAGCCGUCUGCCGCACGACCUAUCAACAUGGUGCUAGUGUGCCUGUGGGCCCACGCUCUGGUCCCCAGGCAGUGACCACGUAUACUUUGAACGUGUGUAAUAGCCACUGCUGGUGUCUAUGUGAACAUGUCUAAACAUUCAAAUCCCCUCUGCAGUUUCAUGUUCUGCCUGUUCCAGGCAAACAUAAGAUCUAGAAAAUAGCCCCCAACUUCACAGCUACUCUCUAUCCUUCCGCUUGGUUCGUCUUUUUCCCUCCCAGUUAAGCAUGACUUUAGAUGGAUAGCCUGUCCUGGCGAAUAAACAACUACCCAAUGUUUCCAUUUUUCUCCCCAAAUCCUGGAUUAGAGUCCAAGAGAAUUUUCUUUUUCUAAAGCCUCUAACAAACCAUCUGGUUGGAAGGAAGCAGACUCUCUUAAUCUCUGUGCACUGCUACGGGACCAAUGCCUCCAUUAAAGAAUGAAAAGAAAGUCAUAAUAGAGAAUAUUUUUGGCAUUCCUCUAA